AUGGACGAGGAGGAGGAGGAUGAGUGGUGGUUGAAUGACGAGUGGCGUUCACGGCUACAGGUGGAGCAGACAUCGAAAGGGCCGAAUAUUAUUCUUCUACCAGAAUAUAGGGCCUCCCUGGCUAAGCGCUGGCGUAAAACUCUAAUCGUAACUGUGUUAGGAAGAAUGGUUCGCGACGACGCUCUGGAGAUGAAACUUAAAAAGCUGUGGGGUGAAGUGGAGGUUAUUGAUAUUGGUUCGGGGUUCUUUCUGGUAAAGUGCAUAAGUGAUGCGAGUUAUGAUCUUGCCUUAACUGGGGGGCAUUGGCUCAUGUUUGAUCACUAUAUAAGCGUUCAACCAUGGAAAGAGGAUUUUGAUCCUGAUAAUGAAAAAGUAUCAACAGUAGCAGCGUGGGUUCGAGUUGCUAAGUUACCUAUGGAUUAUUAUGAAAAGGGGAUUCUUCAUGUAGUGGGUAGCCAAAUCGGACAAGUCUUGGAGUUCGAUAUGAAUACAAUGAGCAGAUCUAAGGGUAAGUUUGCAAGAAUCUGUGUCAAUUUGGACUUGCAAAAACCGCUCCCACCUUGCAUCCUUAUCAAUGAUAAGGAGAAGAAGGUUGAGUAUGAGGGACUCCACCUAAUAUGUUUCAAUUGUGGCAAGUACGGCCAUAACAAGGAACAUUGUUCGGAGGCAAGGAGGUACAGGGAAGAAGGGGAAACAAACAAAGGAAGUGAUACGGAUGUCUCCAAGGUGAUUGAGGAACUGAAUUACGGUGGCUGGAUGGUGGUGCAGCGGCCAUGGCGAGGGAGAGAGACGCUGGCCUGGAACAGAAAGGGAGGGAUUUACAGAAUGAGAAUCGCGACAAUCAUGCUCACAAAUCAGGCUUGA
Neltuma alba is the source of this 864-nucleotide messenger RNA. RefSeq lists its product as uncharacterized. The record is from RefSeq and is a predicted model, not a curated record. The transcript has a single exon. Bases 1 to 864 code for a protein of 287 amino acids. NCBI's taxonomy places the organism in Eukaryota, Viridiplantae, Streptophyta, Magnoliopsida, Fabales, Fabaceae. Gene Ontology annotation, molecular function: zinc ion binding; nucleic acid binding.